Messenger RNA from Brassica napus (rape), 3492 nucleotides. RefSeq names its product protein trichome birefringence-like 4. NCBI's taxonomy places the organism in Eukaryota, Viridiplantae, Streptophyta, Magnoliopsida, Brassicales, Brassicaceae. The coding region runs from base 1074 to 2432 and encodes 452 amino acids. Gene Ontology annotation, molecular function: O-acetyltransferase activity. Gene Ontology annotation, cellular component: Golgi apparatus. The transcript is spliced from 5 exons. The record is from RefSeq and is a predicted model, not a curated record.
AGCCCAUCAGACAUCUUCAAUGUUGGACCGGCUUGCACAAGUUACGCGCGGACAACAUAUGGGCCUAAUCGUUGAAGCCCAUUAGGUUAGGUGCUGACAAUACAAAGAAGGAGAGAUCACGACAGGGAUCUCCAAACUCAAGCUGAGCCUCUAGGAGGCGGGAGCUUCCAUGGCGUCUCUUGGAGAGAUAGAGUAAGCUUGUGAUAGAUAUGUAAUCCUAUGCUUAGUUCUUAACCAUGUACUUCUCUUGUAUUCUCUUUAUACUCUCUAGGGUUUGUAUACCCAGGACAGAGAGAGUAAUGAUAUUGUAAACCACAUCGGAGGUAUUUUCCGAUACUUCAUAGUGGAUGUUGUGGAUCCUGGAUCCACCCCAAACGCAGCGCGCUGCGGCCGUGAACUGGGUGAACAAUUCUUUAGUCAUGAACAAGGAUAAAUCGUAUGAAUAGUGAAAGGGACAGAGGUGUUAUGAACUUGUAUUCCGUAACAAGUGGGUAUCAUAAUCCCCACAGGUUUGGGUUUAGAGUUUACAAUUGAGUUUGAGUUUAGAGUUUACAAUUGAGUUUGAGUUUAGGGUUUACAAUUUAGGUUUGGGUUUGAGUUUGGGUUUGGAUUUAGGGUAUAGGAUUUGGAUUUAGGGUAUAGAAUUAUAUUUGAAAGCACAUAAUAAAAGACUCAAAGCUCGACAAAUGAAGCUUCAUAUCUUUUAUGUGAGAAUGAAGAAGAAGAAGCCGAUGUCUUUUAUUUUUUCAACUGUUUUUUUUUUCUAAUUUUGUUGUUUACUUAAUCUUACGUGGUAUUUUAAUUGGUUUAGAAGGUUGAGGUGAAUUAGAGAAUUCACCAGCAGAUGGGCUGAACCCAAGUCUUGUCAGAAUAAAAUAGAGAAAACACAAUUAAAAGCUAGUUUAAAUUCCAACCGUUGGAUCUCCCUUUUCCCUCCAAAGAAAGAUCAGAUCAAAUAUCAACCGUUGGAUCAUGUUCUCUCUCUGUUUCUUUCUUUUCUUUCCCCAGAAAACAGAGGAAGAAGAAAGAAACAGAGACAAGACCAAAGAAGAUCGCGAGACCUCACGUUUACAAUGGCGGAUCUAAAGAACCUCUUCCUCCUCACGAAACACCCGUCAACGACUCAGAUCCUCCUAAUGUCUCUCUUCUUCAUCUCUCUCUUCCUCCUCUCCUCUUCCCCUCUCCCAGACUUCUCCCACUCGCUCAUCGUCUCCACCUUCACCUCUCGCCUCCUCACCGCCGCAAACUUCUUCUCCUCCUCGAGUGCUUCCGACUCAAACACUAUCUACUCCGUUUCUCCUUCAAGUAUCCGAGUCAACAACGAGUCCAAGAAGAUGGAUAAAGAACUCACUUCUUGCGACAUAUUCGACGGAGCUUGGGUCUCCGACGACUCCGACCCCGUCUACCUUCCUGGUUACUGUCCUUACGUCGAAGACAAGUUCAACUGCUUCAAAAACGGCAGACCCGACUCGGGUUUCCUCCGUCACCGAUGGCAACCUCACGGAUGCUCUGUUCCAAGAUUCGAUGGUGAGAAGAUGCUGAAGAUUCUGAGAGGGAAGAGGCUUGUCUUCGUUGGAGACUCUUUAAACAGAAACAUGUGGGAGUCUUUGGUUUGUUUACUUAGGUCAACUCUGGAAGACAAGAACAAACUCUCUAGGGUUUUUGGAAAACAGAGUAAUCUCCACAACGAAGGCUUCUACGGUUUCAGAUUCAGAGACUUUGAAUGCUCUAUAGACUUCAUCAAGUCACCGUUCCUAGUUCAAGAAUCAGAGGUUUUAGAUGCGUACGGGAAGAGAAAAGAGACGCUGAGGCUUGACGUGAUCCAAGAACCGAUCACGAAGAUAUAUAGAAACGCAGAUAUUGUUGUGUUCAACACUGGUCAUUGGUGGACUCACCAGAAAACCAAUGAAGGGAAAGAUUACUUCCAGGAGGGGGAUAGAGUUUAUGAGAAGUUAGAAGUGAAAGAAGCGUACACGAAAGCUCUUCGUACUUGGGCUGAUUGGGUUGAUUCUAAUAUCAACAGCACUAGAACCAGAGUCUUCUUCGUUGGUUACUCCUCUUCUCAUUUUAGAAAAGGGGCAUGGAACGCAGGAGGGCAAUGCGAUGGAGAAACAAGACCGAUAGAGAACGAGACGUAUACAGGAGGGUAUCCAUGGAUGAUGAAAGUGGUGGAGUCAGUGAUCUCGGACAUGAAAACGCCUGUGUUUUACAUGAACAUCACGAAGAUGACUUGGUAUCGAACCGAUGGUCACCCUUCGGUUUACAGACAGCCUGUGGAGGUAAGAGGAAGUUCUCCUGCAAGUGGAAUGUUUCAAGAUUGCAGCCACUGGUGCCUACCUGGAGUUCCCGACUCAUGGAACCAGCUUCUGUAUGCUACUCUGCUAGUCUCACGUGGUUCCUUGCCUUACAAGUCUCUUGGAAGUCUCUUGUGACUUGUGAGAGUGUUUCUUGACUUUCUUUCUUUUUGAUUAGCUACUCGUUUGUUGAUCUUUGCAAGCUUUACUUACUUUUUUUUGUAACACAGAAAAAUACGCACGAAAUAUAAUAUACAUUUUAUAAUAUAGCAUGGCGAUUCCUUCUGCUAUAAAUGGAAAAUUUGAUUGUUAUAUACUUUUCUCAAAACGUUUUUAAUCAGCUUUUGUUUAUCGAAUUCAUCCCAAGGAUUUGCUAUUUGGUUAAUUCAUCCUAGAAAUUUUGUUGGAUAGAAGUUAUUAUAACACAAAAGAGAACUUACAAACUAGAGAGUCCACAAAGUAAAAACAUUUAAUCAUCGUGUUUGGUAUUAUCAAUUAUUAGAAUGUCAUUUUAAUACUUCGAAAACACAAAAACUAAAUUUCAUCACAAAAAAUCAUUUGAAGACAAAAACAUUGUUGAUUUCUGCUAAUUUUCAUAGCUUUUUAUUUAAAACUAAUCGGUGAUAAAUAGAUUGAUCUACGUCUUUUAUAUAUUAGUCAUGUCAAUCGAAAUUCCCAAUGUGGAAGCUUUAUCUUCUCAUAUGUUCCUUUGAGAUAAUGAUUUUUUUACCAUUAAUCUCGACAAAUCCCAAUCUACUAUUUGGUUCGGACCAUAUGGGUCAAGCUGAUGUCCCAUCAAAAUUUCCACCGUGAGAGCUUUAUAUUUUCACACUUUCUAGAGUUCUGGAGUACAAGUGUAUAUGAUAUAUGAUUACAUGCAUAUGAAAUCGGUAAGGUUACUGAUAGCUCUAGUGCUCAUAUAUGCAGAACAAAGCGUAUUCAUAUCAUAGGUAAGGUUAUGGAUCCUUAUGACCUGCAUGGCCAUUAUAAUAACCUCCUUUAUACAUUUUCUUAUGCAAACGGACCCUUAUGCGUAGACCGACGAGAGAGAGAGGUACCGACGCUGAAGUACAAAUGACAAAGGACAAAAAGAAUUUAGAGCAGUGCCUAUAAUGUCAAAGCUUUCUCUCGUUGUUACUAAAGAAACUCAUGAUGUCUACGACUACGUGACUGGCUCGUAUAUUGUGUCAUCAUCGAC